UCCCCUAGGAAACUCUCUACCAUGAAGAUUCAUCUCUUUUUCUUUAUUCUGCUCUUUUGGGUCACAAUUUUACCAGCCAGAAAGAGAUAUCCUCAGUAUGGUGGCUUGGAUUUGAGGAGAGAGUGCAGAAGGGGCAACGGUCGGUGUAAACUUGAGUGCCGUGAGGGUGAAAUUAGGAUUGCUUACUGCAUGAGACCUGCAACUUAUUGCUGCUUGCAGAAGUAAAGAUGACAGAAGAAAAGAAAGAGACACAUGCUCCAAAGAGAGAAGACCACUGUUACUAAGCCUUCCUUCCCAUCUUUUCAGCACAUCCUUCCAGGCCUGUGUAUCACUGUCAUACACAAAGAAUUAAAUAAAAGUUAAGAGUGAACCACUCAGAGGUGGUUCGAAGUCA
Phacochoerus africanus (Common warthog) is the source of this 394-nucleotide messenger RNA. RefSeq names its product beta-defensin 110-like. Gene Ontology annotation, molecular function: CCR6 chemokine receptor binding; chemoattractant activity. Gene Ontology annotation, cellular component: extracellular region. Bases 22 to 225 code for a protein of 67 amino acids. Lineage: Eukaryota; Metazoa; Chordata; Mammalia; Artiodactyla; Suidae. The record is from RefSeq and is a predicted model, not a curated record. The transcript has 2 exons. Gene Ontology annotation, biological process: innate immune response; cell chemotaxis; defense response to bacterium.